AUGGGCGAUGUUUGCCCUUUAGCGUCACUUAUCGAUGUGGCAGUAGCACAUAACGCACUCUCUUUCGUCGAUGAGGUGCAUGCUGUCGGUCUCUAUGGGAAUCGUGGGGCCGGAGUAUCUGAACGAGACAAUGAGAUGCAUCGAAUUGAUGCAAUCACUGGAACCUUGGGCAAGGUAGUUUGCAUUCGUAUCAAUUCCUCCUAUUAA
Molecule: messenger RNA, 207 nt
Organism: Protopolystoma xenopodis
Lineage: Eukaryota; Metazoa; Platyhelminthes; Monogenea; Polystomatidea; Polystomatidae
Source: the annotation of a GenBank genome assembly